AUGGCUGUGAGGCUCUUCGAAGGGAAAGAUCAUGCAGUGGCCUAUCUGCAGUACCGAGUGAUGCCCCAGGAGCUGAUCAGCGUCGUUAUGGGCUUCAUGGAAAAAAGGACGAAGAGUUUCCACCUUGCAGUAGACGUUGGCUGCGGUUCAGGUCAAGGGACGGCCCUCCUAGCUCCGUUCUUCACCAAGGUGAUUGGAACAGACGUCAGCCCUGCCCAGCUGGAGAUGGUGCCCACCAAUAGCAGCCCUCCCAAUGUUUCAUACAGACAGUGUCCAGCCGAGGAGCUGCCCUUCGAGUCCGGGGAGGUGGACCUGGUGACGGCCAUGACGGCGGCCCACUGGUUCGACCGCGAGCGCUUCCUGCAGGAAGCUUACCGGGUGCUGAGGCCGGGAGGCUGCCUGGCCCUACUCAGCUACACCAUGGACAUGGAGCUGGAGUACGGGGACGUCUCCGACGCCCUCAACGACAUCUGCAAAGAGUUCUACGCCAUUCUGUUUCCAUACCGAAACCCCCACAUCGGAACGAACUCCGUGAAGAUCUACACAGACAUGUUCGACUCCUGUCCUUACCCCGACAAAGAGUGGAACCAAUGUUUCCGCAUUAAGAGGACCGUGACGCUGAACGGCUUCAUCGGCAUGGUGGAGACCUUCUCCAACUACCAGAAGUUCAAACAAAAGGACUCUGCCGAGGCCGAGCGGCUCUCCUCCAACUUCCGAGACAAGUUGAUGUCCGCCAUGAAGGCGUCGUCUCCGGACGCGGAAGUUACAAUGAUUGUGAAGUACUUCUACUGGCUGGCACGGAAACCGUGA
Salarias fasciatus (jewelled blenny) is the source of this 810-nucleotide messenger RNA. RefSeq names its product putative methyltransferase DDB_G0268948. Bases 1 to 810 code for a protein of 269 amino acids. The transcript has 6 exons. Gene Ontology annotation, molecular function: S-adenosylmethionine-dependent methyltransferase activity. The record is from RefSeq and is a predicted model, not a curated record. Lineage: Eukaryota; Metazoa; Chordata; Actinopteri; Blenniiformes; Blenniidae.